Messenger RNA from Centruroides sculpturatus (bark scorpion), 700 nucleotides. RefSeq names its product 40S ribosomal protein S8-like. The transcript is spliced from 5 exons. Gene Ontology annotation, molecular function: structural constituent of ribosome. The record is from RefSeq and is a predicted model, not a curated record. Lineage: Eukaryota; Metazoa; Arthropoda; Arachnida; Scorpiones; Buthidae. Gene Ontology annotation, cellular component: cytosolic small ribosomal subunit; ribosome. Gene Ontology annotation, biological process: maturation of SSU-rRNA from tricistronic rRNA transcript (SSU-rRNA, 5.8S rRNA, LSU-rRNA); translation. The coding region runs from base 152 to 685 and encodes 177 amino acids.
UUUAUUCAAUUUUUAUGAUUAUUAAAAAAAAAAUUAUAAAAUUAACUAUAUUCGCGAAAUUUGGCGUGAAAUCAGAAGAGAAUCGACCGAAUAUGGCAAAUGUUGUAUUAACCAUCAUACUUUGCGUAGUCCUUCCUCGUUGUCGUUGAAAAUGGGUAUUUCUAGAGACCAUUGGCAUAAGCGUCGAAAGACUGGUGGAAAACGCAAACCUAUUCGAAAGAAGAGGAAGUUUGAGCUUGGUCGACCAUCAGCAAACACAAAGAUUGGAGUGAGUAGAAUUCACACUGUUAGAACAAGAGGAGGGAAUAAAAAGUAUCGUGCAUUAAGGCUUGACCAUGGAAAUUUUGCAUGGGCAUCUGAGCAUUGCACUCGCAAGACUAGAAUAAUUGAUACUGUUUAUAAUGCAAGUAACAAUGAAUUAGUGCGUACCAAAACAUUAGUUAAGAAUGCAAUUGUACUGAUUGAUGCUACUCCCUUCCGACAAUGGUAUGAAGCUCAUUAUGCACUUCCACUUGGAAGGAAGAAGGGAGCCAAAUUGACAGAGGCUGAAGAAGCAGUUCUAAAUAAGAAACGAAGUAAAAAGACUGAGAAGAAAUAUAAAGAACGUCAGAAAAUUGCUAAAGUUGAACCUGCUCUCGAAGAUCAGUUUAUGACUGGACGAAUGCUUGGUGAGAAAAUAUUGUAACUUUGUUAUAAAACU